This is a messenger RNA of Clavispora lusitaniae ATCC 42720, 1680 nucleotides long. Its product is annotated as mRNA splicing protein. Gene Ontology annotation, molecular function: RNA helicase activity; nucleic acid binding; ATP binding. Gene Ontology annotation, biological process: ribosomal large subunit assembly. NCBI's taxonomy places the organism in Eukaryota, Fungi, Ascomycota, Pichiomycetes, Serinales, Metschnikowiaceae. Gene Ontology annotation, cellular component: cytosol. The record is from RefSeq and is a predicted model, not a curated record.
AUGUCUCGCCCAGUUUCGGUGGAAGACCUAAUACAGCAAAGCUUAGAAGCAGGGAAACCCAAAUUUAUACCUAAGAAAAAAAGGGGCCAACUACAACAAGCAAAAAGACGUGAGAUAACGAAGAAAAGGCCACUUGUUGACGAAGAUGCCGAUGCUGCUCCAUCUAAUGUAGACCAGGAGAGAACGAAAAAACAUCCCAAGAUCUCCAAAAACAGCAAAUACGCAUUUGAAUGGAGCCCAGAAGAAGAUACCUCCGAGUCGUAUAAACCCCUAGUGACAUUGGAAACAGUUCAAAAUGGAAUGUCUGACCAAAAGAACCCAGCACAUUGGAGCGAAAAGAGUUUGGAGCAUAUGACGCCUAGAGACUGGCGGAUUUUCAAGGACGAUUUUAACAUUUCCGCCAAAGGGAAUAAUAUCCACAACCCAUUACGUCUGUGGGACGAAGAGCCACAACUUCCUACUUCUAUCGUUGAAGUCAUCACGCAAAAGCUAAAGUAUACUGAGCCCACUCCAGUGCAAAGAGCAGCCAUACCAGUGGCUCUACGUCAUAGAGACGUUGUUGGAAUAGCCGAAACAGGCUCAGGGAAAACUUUAGCGUUCUUGCUUCCGCUAAUCACAUACAUCCAGAGCAUUGAACCAGAGUACAUGAAGUACGAGCAUUCCAAAGAGGAUAAUGCAAAUAGAGCAUUAGGGCUCGUUCUAGCUCCAACACGAGAGUUAGCUCUACAAAUCACAAAAGAGGCGGAGAAAGUAGCUGGCCCUCUUGGUCUUUCUGUGGUUACUAUCAUUGGUGGCCACCAGUACGAGGAAACCGUGCAUUCUCUUCGUAAUGGCGUUCACAUAGUGGUUGCUACACCGGGAAGAUUAGUCGAUUCUUUAGAGAGAGGCAUUGUGAGCCUAGAAAAGUGCUAUCAUUUGACUAUGGACGAGGCUGAUAAAAUGAUCGACAUGGGAUUCGAAAAGUCGCUUCAAGCAAUCUUGGACUAUCUUCCAAGCUCAGAAAGUCUUCAGAAAUCUAUCGACUCACGAAUCUUCCGUGUUUCAAAGAGAACGACUUUAAUGUUCACAGCUACCAUUACGCCGGCGAUUGAGAAAAUCACAAAGCAAUACUUGAUCGAUCCAGCUUUUCUCUAUGUUGGCGGUGCGAACGAAGUUGUGGAAAACAUCUCACAACAGUUUGAGUACAUGGGAGAAGAGACUGUCCAGGACUUUGACGAAAAAAGGUUUGCUCUGUUAGUGAGGAUUCUCAAGGCUCAAGGGCAUGAUAUGUCGGUGAUUAUUUUUGCUAAUUUCAAGCGAACCGUGGAGCAACUUGCUGAAGAGCUAGAAGGAAAAGGAUUUCCUAAAGUUGCUGUGGUCCAUGGCUCGAAAACGCAAGAGGCACGAGAAAAGGCUAUUGAAAGCUUUAGAGCUAAACGAGCAAAUAUUCUCAUUGCCACUGAUGUCGCAGCAAGAGGAUUAGACGUUCCUCACGUUUCGUUGGUAGUGAACUACCACAUGAGCAAGAAAUUCGAAGAAUACAUUCACCGUAUCGGAAGAACCGGAAGAGCAGGCCAGAAGGGAGCAAGUUACACAUUUGUCGAUGGCGGAGAUAAAGACACAUUCCCGGAGUUGAAAAAAUUCCUCAGCAGAGGCGGAUAUAGGAUUCCCGAGUGGUUGAAGCGAAACCUAGUCGCUUGA